UUCUCAUUUGUCUACAUUUCAACCAUUUCAACGCUUUUUUUAUUUACACAGGCAACUGAUUAAUUUCCUGUCGCCCACUUCUACCACAAAUGCCUCAUAGUCCUAGUCCGGAUCGACACAACGAUCGUCGUGGGCCUCCUCGUGAUUGGGAUGCGCCUGAAGAGGAAGAGGGCGAGAUUAGUUAUUCUGGACGUCGUUCAGCACCCUCCCGUGGAGACCCCAAAGGAGACCGUAGAGACCAUCGUGACCGUGACCGGGAUAGAGGAGAGCGUGAUCGGGAUCGCAGUGAUAGGAGACGAGAUGAUCGAUAUCGUGAGAGUGAACGUCGAGACUACCGGGAUCGGGAUCGUGGGCGUGAUCGAAAUGGUAGGCGAAGAAGCUCACGUUCACGGUCUAGAUCACCAUACCGUCGUCGAUCCAGAUCUAGGAGCCCUAAGAGCAGGCGUGGCGAUGAAAGGGAGGAAGGUGAAUAUAGGAGCAGCAGCAGGAGGAGACGUGACGACAGUGACAUUGAAGAUGAUCGUGCCGAUAAAAGAAAUAACAGGAAAAGAGACGGAAAGAAGGCAAAUGAUGAGGACAUUGAGAUGAAGCCUGGAGAAAAAUUAUCGCCUGAGGACGAGGAGGCAAGGAUGAUGGCUCUUAUGGGAUUUGGAGGAUUCGAUUCUACAAAGGGUAAGAAAGUUGCUGGGACGGACGUAAGUGGUGCAGACAUUAAGAAGCAACGACAAUAUCGUCAAUACAUGAACCGACGUGGAGGAUUCAACAGACCGCUAGAUGCAAAAUAGUAUACCUGAAUAAUAAUAAACAUUCGGACAAAAAACCU
This is a messenger RNA of Lobosporangium transversale, 823 nucleotides long. RefSeq lists its product as hypothetical. The transcript is spliced from 3 exons. The record is from RefSeq and is a predicted model, not a curated record. Gene Ontology annotation, cellular component: precatalytic spliceosome. The coding region runs from base 90 to 785 and encodes 231 amino acids. Lineage: Eukaryota; Fungi; Mortierellomycota; Mortierellomycetes; Mortierellales; Mortierellaceae. Gene Ontology annotation, biological process: RNA splicing.